This is a messenger RNA of Trypanosoma theileri, 837 nucleotides long. RefSeq lists its product as uncharacterized. The record is from RefSeq and is a predicted model, not a curated record. NCBI's taxonomy places the organism in Eukaryota, Euglenozoa, Kinetoplastea, Trypanosomatida, Trypanosomatidae. The annotation marks the transcript as partial. The transcript has a single exon.
CGUUCUCCUUCUGCUGUACAACCACAUCAAGGACCACAAGCACCUCCUCUUCAAACCCGUGAAUCUGAUACGAGUCCCUCUUGCGAAACCGGUUCUGGUGAUACUACUGUUGAUUCCUGCACUGCUGGUACUGGGAGUGGUCCAGGUCAUCAAACGGGUGGUGGUAGUUCAAACCAUGGAUCCAGGUCUGGUGCUGGUGCUGGUGCUGAGGGGAGUGAAGCACACAAUCAGUUAAAUGUACAACAACAGCAGCAGGAUACUCUUUCAGGUCAACAUGGUAGUUCAAAUGGCAGAGACCCUGUGGUGAGUCAACCAGGUGUGCAAGGGUCAAAAGGUGAAGAUGGACGGCAGGAGAAUGGGAAUAGUGUCGAUCAAGGGAUGAGGACUGAAGGAUCAACAACACGUCCAGUGAUCAGUGAAGGGGCUGAUCAGAAUAACGGAACUCAACAGCCCGAAGGGAAUGGUUCACAGUCCUCACAAUCCUCAGGUGUAGCUAAUACAGAUACAAGAGAUUCUCAGAGCAACCAAAGCGAUACAACAGAACAACCUCAGUCUUCGGACAACAACCAAACUUCUCAAGGUCAGAAUGGUGAAGCUGACAAUGCUAAUGGUGCUGCGAAACCUGCAGAGGAUAAUUCAACAAACGAGACUGAAAGUAAAACCAAUAAUGAAGAAUCAACCACCACUACCACCACCACCACAACAACAACACUUCCUCCUGAACUCACAAACAACAAGAAGGGUGAUGCAGACAGCAGCAGCAGUAUGAGCAGUUCUGUGUGGGUGCGUGUACCACUACUGAUUGUGGUUACACUGGCCUGUAUUCUUGUGUGCUGA